UUUUAAAUAUGUAAACUAAGCAAUCCUAAACACGUUCUUGGUAACAAAUCCUCAUAGAUAUUUCCUCAUGUAUGAUCUAGUUGUCUUUAGGUUAUAUUUGUGUUGAAUUGAUGAUGUCUAUUAAUUUGCACUUUCUUAAUCUAUAUACAUCUAAAAUCAGUGUUGCUGCAUUUGGAAUUUCUUGGAUGAUCAUCACAAUUUUGUUACUACCUUUUGGAAUAGGUAUUAUAUUAAUUAAUUAUAAAGGUCUUAAUCAAGCAUUAAACACCAUGGCUUCUUAAGCGAUUGGAUUAGGAAAAAAUAAACUUUCACUUAUUUAUUUAAAUUUUACACUUUCUUCCUAAGUCCUGAUAUUUAUUCCACUUCUCAUAGUGAUUUUAUGUCUUAAAACUCCUUUUAGUUAUUUGAUCGUUGAAAACAGAGAAGAAACCAUAAAUAUUGCAUGGUAAUUAUUUAUUAUAUAUAAUACAUAGGGAACUCAUUAUUCCAUUAUCAUUGACCUCAUUAACAUUAUUAAUAUUUGAAAGUUUAAAAAGUUAUUUGAUAUCAUGUGAAGUUUUUAGACCAUUCAUGAUUAUUCAUUUAGUUACCUUGGCAUUUCAUACAUUUUGGUGUUGGCUACUAGUCUCUAAUUUUGGAACCUAUGGAGUUUGUAUUGCUACCAUUAUCUCUGAGUCAACAAACAUCCUUUUUUUACUAAUUUAUGUCAGGCAAUAAGAAGACCUGUAAAUAAAAUUUAAAUCAUUUUAAUUCAAAUUACUGUUGCAAUCUCAUUUUCAUAUUUAUUAAGAAUACCUUAAAAAUACUAUAUCAAUCAUAGUUCAUAUCUAUUUAAAUACAGGAAUAUUUAUUAUAUUAUCAUUUACUGCUAUUUCUUUAGGUAUUGAUGCCACCAAUGCUUAAUUAGCUCUAUCCAACACAUCAUCUCUAUACUUUAGAUUGCCUUUUUGUUUAUCAAUUGCUUUAAUGACUUAUGUUGGCAAUUAAAUUAGUUAAGGAAAUAUUAUUAAUGCUAAAAAUUAUAUUAAAUAUGGUAUAAUAUUAUAUUUCAGCAUUUUGGUGGUCAUUAUGAUGAUUUUCUAUUUUUACCAUCUUGAAUGGGCUCACUUCUAUACUAAUGAUUAAAUAGUCUAGCAUAUACUAUUGAAAACUUUGCCAUUUUUUUUAUUUGGGAGUGUGAUUAUAGAUGGGUUAUAAAUAGCAUUAAGUGGAGCACUUAAAGGUCUUGAUGAAGGAAAGUUAGUAUCAAAUUACACUUUAUAUUCUGCAUAUUUUGUGGGUAUUCCACUCAUUUUAAUAUUAACAAAUAUUUUUGAUUUAGGAUUAAUUGGAAUUUGGUUAGGUUUUGGAAUAUGUAAUCUUUUAUUAUCAAGUUUAUUUAUUUAUACAUUAUGCAAAAUCGAUUGGAAUAUGCAUGCUAUACAUAUUAAAGAUAAAUUUGAUAAAUAAUCACAAUAAAUGGAAACAACCAUGGAAUUGUAAGAUUUAUGUUGA
This is a messenger RNA of Paramecium sonneborni, 1494 nucleotides long. The record is from the annotation of a GenBank genome assembly. NCBI's taxonomy places the organism in Eukaryota, Ciliophora, Oligohymenophorea, Peniculida, Parameciidae.